Anopheles stephensi (Asian malaria mosquito) is the source of this 2623-nucleotide messenger RNA. Its product is annotated as mitogen-activated protein kinase p38b-like. Lineage: Eukaryota; Metazoa; Arthropoda; Insecta; Diptera; Culicidae. The transcript has 7 exons. Gene Ontology annotation, molecular function: ATP binding; MAP kinase activity. Gene Ontology annotation, biological process: intracellular signal transduction; protein phosphorylation. The record is from RefSeq and is a predicted model, not a curated record. Bases 823 to 1902 code for a protein of 359 amino acids. Gene Ontology annotation, cellular component: cytoplasm; nucleus.
ACAACAUCCCACACCGAAUCAAACGACGGGAAAGGCCACUGCUGGACAGAAGUGAAUUGUAUUCGGUCCCGCGAAAUCGACCCGCUUUCCCUGCACCCAAUAUCCUCCUUCGUUUCCGCGUUCAGUGCAACUAUUGUUGGCCGCGUUUCCGCAAACUUUCGGUGACGUUUGUCGUAAUAAAUCCGUCCGGUGUUGGUCGCGGUGUGAGAGUGAGAUGCUGCGGCUUGUGGUGUAUUUGCGCUAGCCAAGCAGUUCCGCCGAUUCACACCUGCAGUAGUAGUGAAAAAAGAGAACCCAGUGAAUCCCGGGGUCGCUUUCGUCCGAUUUUGUACUCCGUUACGUGUGAUUUGGUGCAGAUAAGCUCGAUUGCUAUUGUUGGUAUUGUUGGUUUGCUGGUGUGUGCCUCGUGUCAUCUUAUCACCGAACCACCACCGACCGUCCGAUAUCUUGGCCGGAAGGUGCCAGGUUGAAGCAAUUCAAAAGUGCCACCCGAAAGGUGUGUGUUUGUGUCCGCGUGUGUUCGUGUGCUUGAGUGAAGCGGUGCAAGGGGAAGAAGCGUGGCGGCAUAAUUACGGUCGUGGUGUGGCGGUGCGUGGGACAAAGCGGUUGUCCCCCGGUUGUUGAGAUAAAAAAGAAUAGGUGUCAAUUCUGUGUGUGUGUGGGUAUUUGUGCUUAUGCUGAAAGUGUGCGUGCCUGUGUGUGUCCAUCUGUUCCGUAAUAAAUAGAAAUAUAUCAGCUAGAGAAAACAACACCCGCAAGCGGCGGAGACAAAAUUUGGCCUAAGGCGGGGCAAAAGCACAGCAAAGCAAACGACCAACCAUAAUGGCCAACUUUUACCGUACCGAGAUCAACAAAACGGAAUGGGAAGUUCCGGACAAGUAUCAAGCACUGACCCCGGUCGGUAGCGGUGCCUACGGGCAGGUGUGCUCGGCCAUGGACACGGUACACAAUGUGAAGGUGGCAAUCAAGAAGUUGGCCCGCCCGUUCCAGUCGGCCGUCCAUGCCAAACGCACCUACCGGGAGCUGCGCAUGCUGAAGCACAUGAACCACGAGAACAUAAUUGGCCUGCUGGACGUGUUCCAUCCCGGGGACAACAAGCUCGAAUCGUUCCAGCAGGUGUACCUGGUCACGCACCUGAUGGGCGCCGACCUGAACAACAUCAUCCGCACCCAGCGCCUGUCGGACGAGCACGUCCAGUUUCUCGUGUACCAGAUCCUGCGUGGUCUCAAGUACAUCCACAGUGCCGGCAUCAUUCACCGGGAUUUGAAACCGUCCAACAUUGCCGUGAACGAAGAUUGCGAGCUGAAAAUAUUGGAUUUCGGGCUGGCCCGACCGACCGAGAACGAGAUGACCGGGUACGUUGCGACCCGCUGGUACCGUGCGCCUGAAAUUAUGCUCAACUGGAUGCACUACAAUCAGACGGUCGACAUCUGGUCGGUCGGGUGCAUCAUGGCGGAGCUGCUAACCGGUCGGACCCUGUUCCCCGGCACGGACCAUAUUGACCAUCUGACGCGCGUUAUGUUUUUCUGCGGUACACCCAACGAAGAACUUAUGCAAAAAAUCACCAGCGAAGAGGCCCGACACUACAUCAAAUCGCUCCCGAAGACCGAGAAGCGCAACUUCAGUGAUGUGUUCCGUGGCGCCAACCCGCUUGCCAUCGAUUUGCUGGAGAAAAUGCUGGAGCUGGAUGCGGACAAGCGGAUAACGGCGGAACAGGCGUUGGCCCAUCCCUAUCUGGAAAAGUAUGCCGAUCCGUCCGACGAACCGACCUCUUCUCUUUACGAUCAGAGUUUCGAAGACAUGGAUCUGCCCGUCGAACGGUGGAAGGAGCUGGUGUUUAAGGAAGUGCUGAACUUUGUCCCACAGCAGCACGCACACAUUGGCGGUGAACCGCAGGCGUAAAAUGUGCCAUCCAUCCACAACACCACCCACCCAACUGAACCUUCUAUUGCCACGAACGACAAGGACGACGGGGAGCUACUGCAACUCCACCGUGUGCAGCAAAAAAGAAAGCAGCAAUAGGAGGAAACUCGGGACACUAAAACACGCCGUCGAAUAAGAAUUUAGUUGCUGCGAUUGCCUAACUGUGUGUGUGUGUUGGUGUGCGCGAGGACACUACUUUUUAAAACAAAUUUCUUCAAUAAUGUAUUGGCGUUUAAAACGCUUGCCUUCGGCGGGUGCAUUGGUUUUCAAUUGGACAGCCUCAGUACGGGUAGUAAGCGGGUAGUAGACAGUCACGUGGCAAACAUGUGUGUGUGUGGUGGAAGAGAGCAGGGCAACACCAACUAGUGUAUUAAGCGAGCGAGAUGAUGAUCGUGGUGAUGUAGAAAAUGUAAUGAAACUAAAAAACACACAUAAAAUACAUACCGAUUAAAGGCGGUAAGCAGCAAUAGUACUCUCGUGCCGGUUCGAAGCUUCUUCUCUUCUGUGGUCACCACAAUACGACGGCGGAACGUAUGGCGGGUAGAAGGAGGGAACAGAGGGAAGUGUACUUCGAAGUCAACAACUGCAACAACAAAACUAUUUGAUACGAAUAAAACAACAACAAAAAUGCCUGUAUGUGUGUGUAGUGCGUCGUGGUCUGGUUUACAAUAAAUGUUAUACAAUUUGUUUGUUGCCUUAA